UGCAUGCAGUGCUGCAACCACUCCGACACCUUUGACACGUGCCUGGACAUUGCACUCCAUAUUAAUAACUCAUCAGAUCUUGUGGAGGCAUUUGAAGAGUUUUUUAACAAGGAGACGCUGGACGAAUACACCUGCGGAAUGUGCUGCUGCAAGGGGGAAGCGACGAAGACGAUGGCUCUCCACCGCCUGCCCAACGUCCUCACCGUCUCCAUCAAGCGGUACAACCUCUACGGCGUCAAGAUCAACCGGAACAUCACCUACCCGGAGCACCUGGACAUGCAACCCUUCACCUCAACGUCUCAGGGCGAGCCCGCGAUCUACUCCCUGUACUCGGUGCUGGUGCACAAGGGAGCCAACUCCAACAGGGGUCAUUAUUAUUGCUACAAUAAGAUCAGCGAUGGACAAUGGUGCUGCAUGAACGACUCUAUCGUGCGGCACGUCGACACCAAGGCUGUGAUGAAUAAGCAGGCCUACGUGCUCUUCUAUAUUCGGUCCCCAGAAUUGAACGCGCCGCCAGCGGAGAGCUACUGCCCGCUGGAGCACGUCAAGGCGACGUCCUGGUCGUGCCUUAAGCGGCCCCACUCGGCGAAGGAAGACCCCGGACCCAGUUACCGGACAGCAGCUCUCCUCACCGGCGCGCAAGAAACCCAAGAUGUCGGACCGCCCCAACGGGAACAACUGCCGGAGCCACUGCAAGUGCGACGGCAGGAACAGCAGCAGCAGCAGCAGCUACCGGCAACGCCAGACACGCAACAGCCGUUGCCGCUAGUCCCAGAGCAGCCACCACCACCACCCCGAUCUCACAGCAGCCGCUGCCAUUCCACCAGCAACCACCGCCAGUCCUGCAGCAGCCACCAGUCCUGCAGCAGCCACCACCACCGCCGCAGGUCUCAUAGAAGCCGCCGUCAGCACCACAGCAGCUGCUGCCACCGCGUGUCCCACAGCAGCCAGUCCAACAGCAGCCAGUCCAACAGCAGCCACCAGUCCCACCACAGCCACCGCCACUCUGGUCGCACAGCAGCCACCACCGGUGUAACAACUGGCACUCGCCCCACCAAGAUAAGUCGCUGGUUAAAAUCCAUGAUCACGUGUCUAACCUCUUGCUUCCCCUCAAGAUCAAACUAAUUUUGAGAGACAUUUUACGAAGGCACCAGGCAGAGGCUCACCAUGGCGUCGCCCGCCCCCCAAAAUGUAUUCAUCGCCGGCUCCACCACCAGCCUCUGAAAUCACUUGAACAUCAUUGGAAUCACCUUAGACUCGACAUUCUCACUCGACGACCACAUUCUCAACACAAUAAAGAGCUGCAAUCACUAGCUCAAGGCCUCAUGCACGCCCGUCCAAUGCUGACAGCCGUCCGACGAGAUAGAAAACAUUUAAAGCAACUCUGACCUCACAAUCCACGAAGAAAGAAAAUAUUUUUAAGUUCACUAGGUUUGCUUUCUACCUGAUGACGAUUGCUUGUGUUGCAAUCGAAACGUCGUAUUCUAUUAUUUAAUUUAUUUAUUUUCUACGUGACUUUACCGAAAGAACCAAAGAGUAUUUACACUAUGAGACCUCCUUUACCAGUGACAAACGAGGUCUCAUAGUGUAAAUGCUUACCCCGAGCUCUCAAUACUCUGAUAGUGUGCUGUUUUUGAGUUGUACGCCUUUUGGCGUCUUCUGGUCCAACACCAAUGGAGACUAGGCUCUAAGAAAAGCUGUCUCGGGUGUGGACCAAUCAACUUCAAGGACAGUGCAUAUCAUUAUCAAAGUUGUUUCUUUUUAUUUGCAUUUUGACUGCUUGUGUUGUGGUUAUUGCAAACAUGAUGCCUUGUAUAAAGGUGUCAGUUUUGUACCAGUUUAAAGGGUAAAAACCUACUAUAACCAAAGAGUAAUUCAUGCAAUCACGAAAGCUUCAAAUCAAGUUUUAAUCCACGAAGACUUGAAACACCCAGCACGAAAGUGCUUAAAAUCACGCCAGCCAUUCUGGGAAACAGGAGCCAAGAUCCAUGCAGGCGGCACCAACCCAUUAUGUCUUGGGGUUGAUGUUUAUUCCCUGGCCAAUCGUCAAGAGAGUUGGCACCAGGAACGUCACUGUGAUGGUGACCGCAAAAUGAACUGUCCCAUUACAAAUGAAGACCGAGAUUGCAUCCUCCGCAACGCGAGGCCGGAGUGCGGUCUCAGUGAGGUCGUGCAAGGUAUUCCCGUACGGUUCUUGUCUCUGUUCAUGUAAAAUGCGGGGCUUUUAUUUUGCGUUGUCUCGGGGAUUAAAAAAGUAACCGCUGUUGCAAAGUAUUUAUUUAUUGAACUGUGAAUACGUCGGCAUUUUUUAAACUACAUAUCUGUUACUUUUUUUUUAUGUACGGGGCGUGCACAUUUCAAUGGACACGCUAACCGUAGCGCCAAGCCGUUACCACGUGAAAUGUACGGAUAAAUGAUGAACUUCGCCAAGCACUUUAUUUCCAUCAUCCACGAUACCUCCAGAAAUAGCGGUUUCUGAACUCGUGAAUGUAGAUCGGUGACAAUUCGGUCUCCUCGGGGUUUUUAUCGUUUGUGCAAAAGCAGCUCAAAGUGUGGGAAGGGAAAGCGAGAUUAAUGUUUUCCAGAGAUUUUGUCUACCUCGUUUUGUAUUUGUGUAAUGCGGGCGUAAAUGGGCGGGGCGGAUAUGACGAUCCGAGAGGGAGGAGUCAGGGUGACGUGGGGGAGAAGUUAUAGCGGGGAGACAGGAAGCUAUCUGGGUCAGUCGGGGGAGUGAAGGGUGGUGAACACGUUGGGUGGUCGCCGUGCCUCAGCCUGGUGGCUGAGGGGCUCAUGACGGCGCCAGCCAGCGGGGUGGAAGAGAGAGUGGAGGAUUGAGGUAGGAAGUGGCGAGAUAGCCACAGAGGCCACGAAGGGCUGAGGUAGGAAAUGGCGAGAUAGCCACAGAGGCCACGAAGGGCUGAGGUAGGAAAUGGCGAGAUAGCCAUAGAGGCCACGAAGGGCUGACAUUGGGAGGUGGCGAGAUCGCCACGCACGGAGGAACAGGGAGCAGAGAUGGAGCUGCUGGGGGAGCAGCCAGAGGGCUGUAC
Molecule: messenger RNA, 3047 nt
Organism: Lethenteron reissneri (Far Eastern brook lamprey)
Lineage: Eukaryota; Metazoa; Chordata; Hyperoartia; Petromyzontiformes; Petromyzontidae
Product: ubiquitin carboxyl-terminal hydrolase 36-like
Biological process (GO): protein deubiquitination; regulation of apoptotic process
Cellular component (GO): cytosol; nucleus
Molecular function (GO): cysteine-type deubiquitinase activity
Source: RefSeq, a predicted model, not a curated record